This is a messenger RNA of Cajanus cajan (pigeon pea), 1567 nucleotides long. RefSeq names its product polynucleotide 5'-hydroxyl-kinase NOL9. Gene Ontology annotation, molecular function: polynucleotide 5'-hydroxyl-kinase activity. NCBI's taxonomy places the organism in Eukaryota, Viridiplantae, Streptophyta, Magnoliopsida, Fabales, Fabaceae. Gene Ontology annotation, cellular component: nucleus. Gene Ontology annotation, biological process: cleavage in ITS2 between 5.8S rRNA and LSU-rRNA of tricistronic rRNA transcript (SSU-rRNA, 5.8S rRNA, LSU-rRNA). The record is from RefSeq and is a predicted model, not a curated record.
CUCAACGAAAUAACAAAACCCCUCUUAAAUCUUAUUCACCUCUCUCACCCUGCUUUGUUCAUCAACCUCAACACCACUAUUUGCCCUCUCUUCCUUGGAGAAAAAGAGAUGGAUUCUUCUCCUUCACCGGACAUACACAUCCCAGAGCAAUGGUCAGAGGCUGCAGAGUCCAUUGUAUACAGUUCAAGGCCUCCUAUUAUUCUUAUAUGCGGUGCCAAGAAUUGUGGGAAAACAACCUUCUCCCGCUAUCUCCUAAAUGUCCUUUUGCACAAAUACCCCAAAGUAGCUUAUCUGGAUACUGAUGUUGGCCAACCUGAGUUUACUCCUCCUGCUUUUCUUUCACUAACCAUUGUUCAUAAAGUAACUCCAGAUUUGACAGUUCCAUGCAUGAAAACACCGGAGAGGUGCCUUUUCUUUGGUGAUGUUUCUUCUAAGAGAGAUCCAUCAACAUACUUAAGUUACGUAUUUGCCUUGUAUGAUUAUUAUCAAAAAGAGUAUUGCAUCUCUGAGAAGGGAAAAAAUCCUUUUAAGAUCGAGUUGCCUCUUAUUGUGAAUACCCCUGGCUGGGUGAAAGGUGUUGGUUAUGAUGUAUUAGUGGACAUGUUGAAAUAUAUUUCUCCAACACAUGUAGUUAAGAUAAGCAUAUCCAGGGAAAGUAAGAACCUACCUUCCGGUGAAUUCUGGUUAGAUGGAGAACAUGAUGAAACAAUUAACUUAAUUGAAAUAAAUUCAGCUCAUCAGGACUUGUUAAAUAGAUCGAUGAUUGUUCGGAAGGAUGCACGUCUCCUACGUGAAUUCCGAAUAAUGGCUUAUUUCAGACAGUGCAUUUGUAGAGAUUCAAGUAUUUCUACGAUCAAAGAACUUGCACAUGCCUUGGCCUCCCACUGUCCUUAUGAAGUUCCCAUUGCAAGCAUAAAGAUUCAACAUCUUCAUUGUGAGGUCCCAAGCUCUGAAAUAUUCUUCACUUUGAAUGCUUCCAUAGUUGGCUUAGCAGUUGAUUCUGAAGGACUUGAAAAUUUACCAUGGUGUCUUGGUCUUGGGAUUGUGAGGGGCAUUGACAUGGUCAAAGGCGUGCUCUAUGUCAUUACUCCUGUGCCCCAUAGUUCUUUGGAAAAAGUCAACCUCUUGCUACAUGGCUAUAUCCAAAUUCCCUCUUGUUUAUUGCAGGUUCAGGGAUGUAUCUCACCUUACAUGUCAGCGAAUACUUUGACCACAAACUAGUUAUUCAUGUGUUUCUAUUUUCUGACACUUUGUCAUUCCUUAUCCAAUUACUAGUUUGUAGCAAAGAGUAUUGACCCUUUAAUUGUUUUGUUUUGUUAUUUUAUAAAAUAAAAUAUAUAAAGGUUAGAUAUGGUUUUAAAUUUUAAUCUCUACAAAUUGACCGAUUUUGUAACAAGUCCCACAUCGGGAAGGUCUCCUCACCAAGGAGACUUUAUAAGACAGAUUUCUAUUGAAAAAAAAAAUGUGUAAUAGGUGAUUCUUGUACCAAAAAAACAUUAUACUUUUUGUCUCAUAUAUGACAUAUGUUGAAAAAUGGGAGAAUGAAAAAUGACCUCAUAAUUUUUAG